This is a messenger RNA of Dictyostelium discoideum AX4, 3387 nucleotides long. Its product is annotated as DEAD/DEAH box helicase. NCBI's taxonomy places the organism in Eukaryota, Evosea, Eumycetozoa, Dictyosteliales, Dictyosteliaceae. Gene Ontology annotation, molecular function: nucleic acid binding; RNA helicase activity; nucleotide binding. Bases 1 to 3387 code for a protein of 1128 amino acids. The transcript is spliced from 2 exons. The record is from RefSeq and is a predicted model, not a curated record. Gene Ontology annotation, biological process: RNA catabolic process. Gene Ontology annotation, cellular component: nucleus.
AUGGAAGACGAUGAUUUAUUUUCAGUUUUUGAUACAAAGAAAACAAAUAAAAAUAAAAGAACAAGAGAAGCAACUGCUGCAGCAGAUGAAAAAGAAAAUGGUAAAUGGAUAAAACCAGAAGAAUCAACAACAACAACUACAACUACAACAGCAACAACAAAUAAAAAUGAAAUUGAAAGUAAUAAAACUUUAAAUCCAAAUGUUAAACCAUUAGGAGCAUUACCAAAUAAUUCAAAGAUUGAAUCAAUGGAUACAUUUAAGAAUACAGUAGGAUCAGUUGAUUUAAUGUCAUUAGAUGAAGAGAUUCAAAGAAAUAAGAAACAAAAAGGUGGUAAUACUAAACAAGCAGUAGCAGAUAUUAGUUUCAAUGCAAAACAAUCUGAUACUACAUUGGAUAAACUUAGAGAGAAUGUUGAAAAGAAAGAGAGAGAGGAGUUAUCAAUGAUUGAGCAACAAAAACAACAAAAUAUAAUACCAGAGAAUAGAACAGCAACAGGUGGAUAUAUUACAGCGGCAGGUACAUCUAAAUCGUGUAUACACGAGGUACUAUUGCCACCUGGCGAGGUUAAUGACGACCCAAAUCUAUAUAACCCACCAGAACCAAUCAAACCAGCACGUACAUAUCCAUUUAAAUUGGAUCCAUUUCAAGCGACAUCGAUUGCAUGCAUAGAGAGAAAUGAGUCGGUUUUAGUAUCAGCACAUACAUCAGCAGGUAAGACUGUGGUUGCAGAGUAUUCCAUCGCCACCGCAUUGCGUGAUGGUCAACGUGUUAUCUAUACAUCACCCAUUAAAGCAUUGUCAAAUCAAAAGUUUCGUGAUCUUCAAGAGACCUUUCAAGAUGUUGGUUUGAUGACUGGUGAUAUCACGAUCAAUGCAAAUGCAUCAUGUUUGGUUAUGACCACAGAGAUUUUACGUUCAAUGCUUUAUCGUGGCUCUGAAACCAUGAGAGAAGUUUCAUGGGUAAUUUUCGAUGAGAUUCAUUAUCUUCGUGAUAAAGAGAGAGGUGUAGUUUGGGAGGAGACAAUCAUUCUCUUACCAGAUUCAGUUAAAUUUGUUUUCCUCUCUGCAACCAUUCCAAAUGCAAGAGAGUUUGCUGCAUGGAUUGCAAAGAUUCAUAAACAACCAUGUCAUGUUGUCUACACUGAAUACCGUCCAAUUCCAUUACAACAUUAUAUUUUCCCAUCUGGUGGUGAUGGUUUACAUUUGGUAGUCGAUGAAAAUGGUGUUUUCAGAGAAGAGAAUUUCUUAAAAUCAUUAUCAAAUCUACAACAACCAGAAAUGGGAGGUCAAAGUGGUGCCUCGAGAAAGAGGGGUGGCGGCAAUAAAGGUCCAUCGGAUUGUUAUAAAAUCGUAAAGAUGAUUAUGGAGAGAAAUUAUCAACCAGUUAUUAUUUUCAGUUUUUCAAAGAAAGAAUGUGAAACCUAUGCUUUACAAAUGUCAAAAUUGGAUUUCAAUAAUGAUGAUGAAAAGAAUGCAGUGGAAACCAUCUUUAAUAAUGCAAUCGAUUCCCUUUCUGAAAGUGAUAAACAAUUACCAGCAGUCAUUAACAUUUUACCCUUAUUAAAACGUGGUAUUGGUAUACAUCAUGCUGGUCUUUUACCAAUCCUAAAGGAGAUCAUUGAAAUUCUCUUCCAAUAUGGUUAUAUCAAGGCAUUGUUUGCAACUGAAACUUUCUCCAUUGGUUUGAAUAUGCCUGCUAAAACUGUAAUUUUCACAUCGGUUAGAAAGUUUGAUGGUGAGGGUAUGAGAUGGAUUAGUGGUGGUGAAUACAUUCAAAUGAGUGGUAGAGCAGGUCGUAGAGGUCUCGAUGAAAGAGGUAUAGUAAUUUUAAUGGUUGAUGAAAAGAUGGAACCUGCCAUUGCAAAGGGUAUGGUAAAAGGUCAAGCAGAUCGUUUAACAAGUAGUUUUUGGAUUGGUUAUAGUAUGCUUUUGAAUAUGCUACGUGUCGAAGAUAUAGAUCCAGAGAAUUUAUUAAAACGUUCAUUCCAUCAAUAUCAACAAGAAUCAUUCAUACCACAAUUGGUUGAUAAAUGUGAUCAAAUGGAACAAGAGAAAAAAGAGAUUAUAAUUCGUGAUGAAACAUCAGUUACAGAGUAUUCCUCAAUUAAAGCACAAUUAGCUAAAUUACGUGAAGCAAUGCGUGAUUUCAUUAAUCAACCAACCUAUGUUCAGCCAUUCCUUACAGCUGGUAGAAUCGUACGUAUUAGAGAAGGUUCAACCGAUUGGGGAUAUGGUGUAAUUUUAAAUUUCUCAAAGAGACCAAUUAAAUCAAGUGGUAGUGGUGUCUCUGAUAAAAGUUUUGAAGUUAUUGCAGAUAUUCUAUUGGAAUGUGCAAUCUCUUCAGAUCCAACAUCAAAUGGUGGUUACAUUGGUACACCAAAACCAUGUGUCCCUGGCGAAGUAGGUGAAGGUCAAAUCAUACCAGUAUCAAUUAAACUUUUCGAUGGUAUCACCUCUGUUUGUCUUUACGUUAAAAAAGAACAACCAACACAAGAAUUUAAAACUCAUUUAUUUAAAACCCUCAAAGAAACUGAAAAUAGAUUUAAAAAAGAUGGUGGUAUACCAUUGAUCGAUCCAAUCGAGGAUAUGAAAAUUAAAGAUCCAAACUUUAAAAAGUUAAUCAAGAAAAUUGAAACCUUGGAAAGUAGAUUCUCAUCAACUGCUUGUUUCAAUGAUACAGAUAUCGAAGAACGUUGUAACCUUUUGGAGAAGAAGAAUGAAAUCACCAAAGAGAUUAAACAAUUACAAAAACAAAUUAAAAGUGGUGAUGAAGUCAUUCUAAAGGAUGACCUUCGUUCAAUGAAACGUAUUUUAACCCGUUUAGGUUAUAUAACAGACGAUGGUGUCGUUGCCUUGAAAGGUCGUGUUGCCUGCGAAAUUAGUGCAGGUGAUGAAUUGGUAAUUAGUGAACUUUUAUUCGCUGGUUUAUUCAAUGAUUUAUCAGUUGAACAAUGUGUUGCCGUUUUCAGUUGUUUCGUAUUCCAAAAUGAAGGUUCCGCCAAUAACGAUGUCAAUAAUCCAAAAAUAAAACCAGAUUUGGUACCUUUAUAUCGUGUCAUUAGAGAUACCGCUUCAAAAGUUGUAACAGUAUCUCAAGAAUGUAAAUUAACCUCAGUCGAUGAGAAAACCUAUUUGGCUUCUUUUAAUCCAAACUUUAUGGAUGUAACAUUUGCUUGGGCAAGUGGCGCCUCUUUUGCUGAUAUCGUUAAAAUGACCGAUACCUUUGAAGGUAAUCUCAUUCGUGGUAUUCGUAGAUUAGAUGAACUCAUUAGACAAAUGGUAAUUGCUUCAAAAUCAAUUGGUAAUACUGAAUUAGAAGCUAAAUUCUCUGAAGCAACCGUUAAAAUUAAAAGAGAUAUUCCAUUUGCUGGUUCUUUAUAUUUAUAG